Coregonus clupeaformis (lake whitefish) is the source of this 3238-nucleotide messenger RNA. RefSeq names its product exosome complex exonuclease RRP44-like. The coding region runs from base 93 to 2954 and encodes 953 amino acids. Lineage: Eukaryota; Metazoa; Chordata; Actinopteri; Salmoniformes; Salmonidae. Gene Ontology annotation, biological process: rRNA catabolic process. The record is from RefSeq and is a predicted model, not a curated record. Gene Ontology annotation, cellular component: nuclear exosome (RNase complex); cytoplasmic exosome (RNase complex). Gene Ontology annotation, molecular function: RNA binding; 3'-5'-RNA exonuclease activity; endonuclease activity. The transcript is spliced from 20 exons.
UGUACAGCGGUCUCGGGUGGAAUGUUUGUUGAUGUACAGCUAUAAGUAGAAACGUAUCAAAAUUACUGUUCUAAUAUAUAUUUAUCGGAGUAAUGUUGAAAUCAAAAACUUUCGUAAAGAAAACCCGAUCAGGCGGGAUUAUGAAAAUAGUGCGUGAGCACUACCUGCGAGACGAUAUUUGGUGCGGAAGUGAAGUUUGUACUGAAUGCAAUCAAGAAGAGUCUGUGUUGCAGAAAGACGCUUGCAUUGAAAGCAACUUGUGUUCUUUCCCCCACUAUCUGCUCCCAGACACAAAUGUUGUGUUGAGCCAGAUUGAUAUCCUGGAGGAUCCCUUGAUCAAGAACGUGAUCAUUCUGCAGACUGUACUCCAAGAGGUCCGCCACAGGAGCGCUCCCAUCUACAAGCGAUUGAAAGACAUCCUUCAUGACAAGGAAAAACGCUUUUACACUUUCACUAACGAACAUCACAGAGAAACGUAUAUAGAGAGAGAGCAGGGGGAAAGCGCCAACGAUCGUAAUGACAGAGCCAUCCGCGUAUCUACAAAGUGGUACAGUGAUCACCUGAAAAACACCCCCACGGACGAGGGGUUAAAGGUUGUUCUGCUGACCAAUGACCGGGGCAACAAGGAGAAAGCAGAGGAGUCCGGCCUGCUCACAUACAGAUGUGAGGAGUACGUCAAGAGUCUGAUAGCCAACCCUGAGCUGGUGGAUCGACUGGCGUUGACCAACGAUGACAAGAAUGAGAUCACCAGCAGUAGGAUGUUGUUCCCGGAGCACCUGCCCCUGUCUAGGAUCCAGUCUGGGAUUAAGAGUGGAACCUUCCAACAGGGGACGUUCCGGGCUAGCAGAGACAACUACCUGGAGGCUGCUGUGUUCGUCCACAGAGAAGGAGAUGACAGUACAGAGGUUCUGAUCCAAGGCCUACAGAACUUGAACAGGGCUGUCCAUCAGGAUGUGGUUGCUGUGGAGAUCCUGCCUCUGAACCAAUGGGUGGCUCCGUCCUCUGUGGUGCUGCAGGACGAGGGGCCCAAGGAGGAUGAUGUCACAGAGGAGGAGGAGGCAGAGUUGAAGAGGGGUCUGUCUGGGGCGGAGUCACGGAAACCCACAGGCAGAGUGGUGGGCAUCAUCAAGAGGAACUGGAGACCCUUCUGUGGCAUGCUCUUCCUGUCCCAAAUCAAAGAGGCGACCCGUCACCUCUUCACCCCAGCUGACCGUUGUAUCCCCAGGAUCCGCAUCGAGACCCGCCAGGCGGCCACGUUGGCAGGACAGAGGAUCAUGGUGGCUAUCGACGGCUGGCCCAAGCACUCCAGAUACCCCAAUGGUCAUUUUGUUCGUAGCCUGGGCAGUGCAGGGGACAAGGAGACAGAGACGGAGGUGCUACUGCUGGAGCAUGAUGUCCCACACCAGGACUUCUCACAGGCCGUCCUCAGUUUCCUCCCCAAGAUGCCCUGGAACAUCACAGAGGAGGACAUGGCUGUGAGAGAGGACCUGAGGAACCUGACAGUCUGCAGUGUGGAUCCUCCUGGCUGUACUGACAUAGAUGAUGCUCUGCACUGUAGAGACCUUCCCAAUGGGAACCAAGAGGUUGGUGUCCACAUUGCUGAUGUGAGCCACUUCAUACGGCCAGGCAACACCAUGGACCUGGAAGCAGCUAACAGAGGGACUACAGUCUACCUGACUGGAAGGAGGAUCGACAUGGUUCCUGAACUGCUGAGCUCUAACCUGUGUUCCCUACGGUCCAAUGUAGAGAGGCUGGCCUUCUCUUGUAUAUGGGAGAUCAACGACAAGGCUGAGAUAGUUAAGACCAGAUUCACUAAAAGUGUCAUCAACUCCAAGGUAGGGGGAGAGCCUCCCCUGACGUACGCUGAGGCCCAGAUGAGGAUUGAUGACACCAACAUGAAUGAUGACACCACCAAGAGCUUACGAGGCCUGAACAGACUAGCCAAGAUCCUGAAGAAACAGAGGAUAGAGAAAGGUGCGUUGACUCUCUCCUCGCCCGAGGUUCGCUUCCACAUCGACAGUGAGACUCACGACCCCAUAGACCUACAGACCAAGGAGCUCAAGGAGACCAACUCGAUGGUGGAGGAGUUCAUGUUGCUGGCCAACAUCUCAGUAGCUCAGAAGAUUUAUGAUGAGUUCUCAGAGUGUGCUCUUCUCAGGAAGCACCCCGCCCCUCCUCCAUCUAACUAUGACAUCCUCAACAAGGCUGCCAAGUCUAAGGACUUGGUGAUCCACACGGACUCGGCCAAGGCUCUAGCUGACUCUCUGGACGCGGCCCAGGUGGACGGCUUCCCUUACUUCAACACAUUGCUGCGUAUCCUAGCAACACGAUGCAUGAUGCAGGCUGUGUACUUCUGCUCCGGGAUGGACAGUGACUUCCACCACUAUGGACUGGCCUCUCCCAUCUACACCCACUUCACAUCACCUAUCAGACGAUACUCUGACAUCAUAGUGCAUCGGCUGCUGGCUGUAGCCAUCGGAGCAGACAGCACCUACCCAGACCUGAUGGACAAACACAAGCAGUCUGCCCUCUGCAACAACCUCAACUACAGACACAAGAUGGCCCAGUACGCACAGAGAGCCUCUGUAGCCUUCCACACACAGCUGUUCUUCAAGAGCAGAGGCAUCCUGAACGAGGAGGGAUUCAUCCUGUUUGUGAGGAAGAACGCCAUCAUCGUCCUCAUCCCUAAGUUUGGUCUGGAGGGAACAGUGUUCUUCGAGAACAAAGACAAACCCAGCCCCAAACUGAUCUUCAACGAAGAGGCUCCUAGUCUGACGGUGGAGGGUCACUCCUUCAACAUGUUUGACAAGGUCAAAGUGACCAUCAGUCUGGACGCGUCCAACGUCCAGCACCAGAAGAUCAGGAUGUCCCUGGUCGAACCUGUGAUCUGUGGAGUGAGUGUUGCGCCGUCUGAGCCCGAACCAGAGGCCAAGAGAGCUAAACUGGACCGCUGACUAACGCCAUCCUCAGAAUGAAACCUUUCUCUUAGCUCAGUUUUGAGUUAUUUUAAAAUGUUAAGCUUUUUUUCUACAUGACAAGCACAGAACAUCCUGUGGUUAAUAUGGUUAUGAUUUUAAAACCUUCAGUCAUAGAAACAUUCAGAAAACUUUUUUUUCCCCCCUUGACCUAUAGAACGUCAACCUUCCAGAUGAAUGUUAUUGAGAUGACAGUAACCUGUAGAAUGGGGUGAUGUACUGUGCCAUGAUUAUAAUGGAUUUCUAUUCCUGACCCAUGGGGG